AUAUGUCAUUCUUUUUUUUUUUAUUCCACAUUUCAAUUCAACUUUAUUUACCUAUUUCCGCUUCGUCUUUUCGUCACCCACCACUUGAACGUACAUAAGUUUUUUGAUUCAUGGGUUUUAACAUUUGAUUUAAAUUAGAGAAGAGCCAUGAGUGAACGAAGAGGUCGAGGCCGAGCUCAACGUGCAGGCCGCGGUGACAGUGGUGGCGGCGCGCCGCGUCGUCCGGGCGAGCAGAUGAGGUCCGGGCCACCGCAGGGCGAGCAAUUGCGUUCUGGGCCGCCGCAGCGCCCCGGCGAGCAACUGCGUUCCGGGCCGCCGCAGCAUGCCACGGGUCCUCGCCCACAGCCGCCCAUGGCCUGGGGUCCGCCCACUGUGGCGCCACCAGUCCGCGCUGGUGUGCCCACUCCUACUGUACAGGCAGGCAGAGCCUCUCAUCGUACUACACCCACUACCCAUGACCAUCCAGGGGAUGUGGAUAUUCAACAGCGUAUGCAAAAAAUUGAUUUAGGUCAGCCAUCUCAGGCUGGUGCGGGUGGGGACCCAGGCAGUGUGGCGGGACGCGGGUCUCGCCGCGGCGGUGGUCGCAUUCUACCAGAGCAAUCAAUGGUGUUGCGCACACGGCCUACUUCUGUUACAUCAAAGAAAGGCACCACUGGUAGACCUCUGGAUUUGAUGGCAAAUUACUUUACCGUGGAAACGACGCCACAGUGGUGCCUUUACCAGUACCAUGUGGAUGUAGACCCGGCCGAAGACAGCACCGCUGUGCGCAAAGGCCUACUACGUGUUCAUGGCCCUACUCUAGGCGGUUAUUUGUUUGAUGGUGCCGUGCUUUACACUGUCAAAAAGCUCCACCCUGAUCCAAUGGAGCUGUAUUCCGACCGGCGCACUGACAAUGCGCGUAUGCGUUUGAUCAUUAAGCUUACUUGUGACGUCAGCCCAGGAGACUACCAUUAUAUUCAAGUAUUUAACAUCCUGAUUCGGAAAUGCUACAACUUGCUCCAUCUGCAGCUUGUUGGAAGGGACUUCUUUGACCCCGUGGCUAAGAUUGAUAUCCCCGAGUAUAAACUUCAGGUGUGGCCUGGUUAUAAGUCUACAAUAAAUCAAUAUGAAGAUCGUUUACUAUUGGUGUCUGAGAUCACACACAAGGUACUGCGCAUGGACACAGUUUUGCAAAUGCUCAAUGAAUAUGCUGCUACCAAAGGCAACUAUUACAAGAAGAACUUCUUGGAAGAUGUUGUUGGUAAGAUAGUCAUGACUGACUAUAAUAAGAAGACAUACAGGGUCGAUGAUGUCUCCUGGGAGGCUAGUCCAAAAUCUACUUUCAAAAUGAAGGAUGAGUCUGUUACAUACAUGGACUAUUAUUAUAAGAAAUACAACAUCCGCAUCCAAGACUCGGGACAGCCGCUGCUGAUCUCGCGCUCGAAGCCGCGCGAGAUCCGCGCCGGCAUGCCGGAGCUGGUGUUCCUGGUGCCGGAGCUGUGCCGGCAGACGGGGCUGUCGGACGCCAUGCGCGCCGACUUCCGCCUCAUGAGCGCCCUCAAUGUGCACACCAAGAUCGGACCCGCGGUCCGCAUUCAGAAACUGUUGGCCUUCAACCGCCGUCUCACGCAGACCCCUGAAGUUGUUAAGGAAUUAGCAGACUGGCAGCUGAAGUUGUCCCCCAACCUGGUAAAGAUCAAGGGUCGCCAGCUGCCCACCGAAAACAUUUACCAAGGCGGCGAGUCCAAAUACCCAGCCGGUGAUAGUACUGAGGGCUGGACCAGGGACAUGCGGUCAAAGCAGUUGCUGUCCCUAGCGCAAGUUCCCUCGUGGGUGGUGAUCACGCCGGAGAGACAGCGUCGUGACGCCGAGUCCUUCAUCGAGUGCAUCCUGAAAACCGGCGGCGGCGUUGGCUUCCGCAUGCCGCGGCCGGAAGUAGUUGUCAUUCAACGAGAUGGGCAGAUGGAUUAUGCCAACAUGUGCGAGAAUGUUAUCGCCAGGAAGAACCCGGCUUUGAUUAUGUGUGUCUUGGCCCGUAAGACAGCUGAUAGGUAUGAGGCAAUUAAGAAGAAGUGCACUGUAGAUCGCGCAGUGCCAACGCAAGUGGUCUGCGGUCGUAACUUGUCCAGCAAAUCGGCUAUGUCCAUCGCUACCAAAGUGGCGAUACAGAUUAAUUGCAAGCUGGGUGGUGCACCCUGGACUGUGGCAAUACCCCUCAAGACGAUAAUGGUCAUCGGGUAUGACGUGUGCCACGACACGCGUAGCAAAGAGAAGAGUUUUGGCGCAUUUGUUUGCACCCUUAAUCAGGCGAUGACACAAUACUACUCUGUCGUCAACGCACACACCUCUGGAGAAGAGCUUAGCGCUCACAUGGGCUUCAACAUUGCAUCUGCUGUUAGGAAAUUCAGGGAAAAGAAUGGGGUAUUGCCUAACCCGAUCUUCAUUUACCGAGACGGUGUGGGUGAUGGACAAAUCCCAUAUGUACUAAGCCAUGAGGUUGGAGAGAUCAAGAAGAAAUUGACUGAGAUUUAUGCUGGAAACGAAUUUAAGAUGGCGUUCAUCAUUGUGUCGAAACGCAUCAACACCAGGAUAUUCCUGGACAACGGCCGCGGCGGCGACAACCCGCGUCCCGGCACCGUCAUCGACGACGUGGUCACACUGCCCGAGCGAUACGAUUUUUACCUGGUGUCGCAAAAUGUCAAUGAGGGCACCAUAGCACCAACCUCAUACAACGUCAUCGAGGAUUCGACCGGCCUAUCGCCAGAUAGGAUACAGCUGCUUACGUACAAGUUGACCCACUUGUACUUCAACUGCUCGUCGACGGUGCGGGUGCCGUCGGUGUGCCAGUACGCGCACAAGCUGGCUUUCCUCGCCGCCAACAGCUUGCACAACCAGCCGCAUCACUCGCUCAGCGAGACGCUCUACUUCCUGUAGGCUGUAGGGCUGCUGGCUAUGAUAUGUUCACGUAUUAGAAGACCAUAUUAAAUAUGCGUAUAUGACAAUAAAAUGUGUGCAAAAAAAUUAUGUACCAAUCUUUGAAAUUAUUUGAUGUAGUAAGGUUGAUUUUCAGAUUACGCUAAAUGAUUAAAUUAACUUGAUUUUGACUUUGGUUAUCAGGAGUAAUCAAAAGUAUUUUCCUAUAUAACAUAUCAUAGCUAGCUUUUUUUGUUAUGUUCUCAAAUUGUUGUUAGCUAGUAAGAAAUAAAAUAGUUUCGCGUCGAGAACGAUUUUGAACAUACGAGCAUACGCCAGGAAGAUGGUUCCGCAUAGUAUUCGCGUAAAUACAUGACGCGAGUUUAUUAGGGGUUUAGUUUAUACUUCUUUAGUCAGAAAAUUGUUAAAACAUAAAAAGUGUUUGACACGCAGUAAGCCUCUCGGCGUAUUAGUAAUAAGUAACGAACAUGCUGAUUCCUCUUUUAUAUUUUGAUUACCUCAUAAAAAUAUAAGUUUAGAUCUGAUUAAGAAAACUAUUUAGACUAGUGGUAAUGUAAAGCAUCAGGCAAAACAUGGUAUCUGACUUGCACACAAAACAGAAAUAUUAUGAUUUUGUGACAAGGAGGUGCUUGUGCCAUUAGUGCCAUUAUGUGUUGUGAAUUUAAGGAGAGAAUGAAAAAUAAUGAAAGAGUUUGGAGUUCACUUAUAUUUUUGUUAUAAUUCUUUUAUAUUUUGAAGCUACAUUUCAAUAAAGUAGUUGUAUAUUGUGUAGUUGAACUUCUAAUCAGAGAUAAAAAUAAUUUCUCGUUUUCACUUCGAAUUAUUUUUAUGUGUGUCGACUACACAAAUAAAUGUUAUAUUUUUGCAA
Messenger RNA from Plodia interpunctella (Indianmeal moth), 3781 nucleotides. RefSeq names its product aubergine (gene aub). The transcript is spliced from 19 exons. NCBI's taxonomy places the organism in Eukaryota, Metazoa, Arthropoda, Insecta, Lepidoptera, Pyralidae. Bases 148 to 2913 code for a protein of 921 amino acids. Gene Ontology annotation, biological process: regulatory ncRNA-mediated gene silencing. The record is from RefSeq and is a predicted model, not a curated record. Gene Ontology annotation, molecular function: protein binding; piRNA binding; RNA endonuclease activity. Gene Ontology annotation, cellular component: P granule.